Durio zibethinus is the source of this 807-nucleotide messenger RNA. NCBI's taxonomy places the organism in Eukaryota, Viridiplantae, Streptophyta, Magnoliopsida, Malvales, Malvaceae. The record is from RefSeq and is a predicted model, not a curated record.
AUGGACUGUUGCAAAUGUGUUAAUACUUUUAUAGCAUGCCAACUGAAAGGUCAGAACCUUAAAAAUGUUGAUAUUGUUCUAGUGUUGAAUCUUCGAAUUGGCUCCUUUUUGUGGUUAAAAAGUUUCAUGAUGGAUAAUUUUGCAUUUCUUUUUCAUAACAAUAUAACAAUAAUUGGCUCUCAUACGGUAUCAAAGUCACUCAAGAUUAGGGAUGCAGUUCAGUUUGUUCUUGCCAUUUCCUGUGGACAAGUUUGCAAAAAAUAUUGGUGCAACUGUAACCAAGUUUUGGAAGCCAAUGUGACUCAUGUGAUUGCUUCUACGGAUGAGAGUGGUGUAUGGAUAAAGGCAUGCAUGAAAACUACGCGUCCUGUGAAUGAAGAACCUUAUGGAGUUGGUCUUGACAGCCAUGGGUGUUCUGAUGGCCCUAAAACUGGCAGAUUCAGGGCAUUGGAUAACGCAACAAAGCUCUUUGAUGGCUUUAGCUUUUAUUUUGUGGGUGACUUUGUGUCUGGUUACAUGGAAGAUCUUCAAAUUUUGAUUGUUGCUGCAGGGGGUACUGUUAUGAGAGGAAAGGAGGAAGAAAUAGUGCAACAGAGUAAUUGUGAGCAGGCAGUUCAAACGAGGAUGUUUGUUGUGUAUAGUCUGGAUGCAACCAGAGGAUCUAAGUUAGGAGAAGAAGGGUCAAUUAUUUGGCAGAGAGUCAGUGAAGCACAGGCUUUAGCCACGAAAAUAGGGGGUCAAUUCAUUGGCCACACAUGGCUUUUGGAAUCAAUCGCAGCAUAUAAAUUGCAGCCUAUUGUCAGCUAA